Messenger RNA from Elgaria multicarinata webbii, 2706 nucleotides. RefSeq names its product interferon-induced protein with tetratricopeptide repeats 5-like. Gene Ontology annotation, biological process: defense response to virus. The transcript has 2 exons. Gene Ontology annotation, molecular function: protein binding. The record is from RefSeq and is a predicted model, not a curated record. Gene Ontology annotation, cellular component: cytosol. Bases 143 to 1579 code for a protein of 478 amino acids. NCBI's taxonomy places the organism in Eukaryota, Metazoa, Chordata, Lepidosauria, Squamata, Anguidae.
AGAAAACGUCCUCCCUCGUAGCAGCCGGAACACCGGAGGCGGUGGGGGAUUGAUUGCCCUACUACUCGUUCAGAACAGGACAGAUAGCAGCUCUUUAGAAGGAAACUAUCCAAGCUUCUUUUACAAAUUCUCAGCGGAAAUCAUGGGUGGUAACAUUUCCAAAGAUUCCUUAGAGAAGAUCCUCCAGCAACUUGAAUGCCAUUUUACUUGGAUGUUGCUCAAGGAAGAUGUUGAUCCUGACGAAUUUGAAGAAAGAAUUCUUGAGCAGAUUGAGUUUCUACAGUCCAGAUCCAAAGUCCGAAAUUAUAACCUGCUGGCCUACGUUAAAUACUUGAAUGGCAAGAAGGAAGAAGCCCUGGAGAAUUUACAAAAAGCCGAAGAGGCUGUUAAAAUAGAGUACCCAGGAGAAAUUGAAAAGCAAAGUCUUGUGACCUGGAGCAACCGCGCUUGGGUGUGCUACCACAUGGACAAACUUACAGAAUCAGAGACCUACACAAAGAUGGUGGAAAGUGUCUGUAAGCAACACGGAAGCGCCUCUCCUUAUAAGAUGAAACUGCCACAGAUCUACUGUGAGAAGGGUUGGGCCCUCCUCAAAUUUGGGGGAAAUUAUUAUGAGAAAGCCAAGGAGAGCUUUGAAAAGGCCCUGGAAGAAGAACCCGAAAACCCAGAAUUUAAUGCUGGCUAUGCAAUCACAGUGUACCGCAUGGAGGAUUAUUAUGAAAAAAAAUCAGCAGCAGAAGGGUCAUCGCUGGAACCCUUGAAGCGUGCGGUAAGACUGAAUCCUGACGACGCAUUUGUUGUGCCUCUCCUUGCAUUAAAGCUGCAGGAAACUAAUAAAGUUAAACAAGGCGAAAAAUACAUCGAAGAAGCCCUUGCAAAACACCCAGACAUUCCUUAUGUGCUGCGGUAUGCUGCAAAAUUUUACAGGAAAAAAAAUGAUACGCAAAGAUCCCUCUUGUAUUUGAAGAAGGCAUUAGAGUUGACGCCAAACUCCGGCUUCCUGCACCACCAGAUUGGGCUUUGCUAUAGAGCACAGUACCUUGAAAAGAAAAAGGGGAAACGCCAUGCCUUUCAAGAGAUGGAACUAAUCUAUACCUGCAUUUUCCAUUUCAAGAAGGUGGUAGAGCGCAAAACCAAAUUUGUCUACGCUUAUCUCGACCUUGCAAACAUGUAUGCAGAAGGGGGGCAGCUGCAGGCAGCAGAAGAUAUCUUUCGCAAGCUAUUUGCAAUGAGCAAAUUGACCUGUGCCGAAAAGCAGCAGAUCCAUUUCCAUUAUGGUUGCUUUCAGGAAUUUCACAAAAAAUCAGAAUCGGAGGCACUUGAGCACUAUCUCAAAGGGCUGAAAAUUGAAAAUGAAUCAUUUGAGAGAAAUAAGUGCAAACGUAGCUUGGGGAAAUUAAUAGACAAGAGAAUCAAGAAAGGUCUGGUAGAUGCUAAGACUUCAGCCAGCUUUGGAUUCCUUUGCCAAGUCAAAGGAGCAAAGAAUCUAGCAAUUCAAUCCUAUGAAAUAGCCCUGAAAAAGGAUCCUGGAAAUGAAGAAUACCUCAGCGCUAUUUUGAACUUGAAACUAGGGGUGUGAUCUGCUUCACUUAGAAUUGGAGAAGCAACAGCGAAUUGGGGUGAUCCUCCUCUGCCUGAGGCGGAGGAGAAGCAAAUCGGGGGGGCUGGAGAAGCAUGGCGAAGAGAGGCGACCUUUUCGCGGAGCGAUCCGCCCGCCAUUUUGGAUUUUUUCGCCCAUAGGAUUGCAUUGCAGAAAAGAUUAGUGGAUAUCUUUUUUGUUUUUCAAGCUAUGUAUUUGAAACUUGGUGUGCUUACAGAGUCGUGGGUGGGGGUCAUUUUGAGCCUAUUUUCAGCACUCUGCGUGGUGCGGUUUGCUUGCUAUAAUUUUUUAAAAAAAUAGGGUAAAAAAAGCGGGAGAGUUACCUUUUUGAAGUGCUGAGAGGCAGAUUCAACUCCCAGUCAUGAUCACCUGAUGAAGCAUCCUCCAAUCCCAAAGUUGGUGGGGGGGAUAGGCAAAAUGGGAUACUUAGUAACUUGGGAUACUGGGAAACUUCUCUUUCUUAGUCUCUGAACGGACUUUUCCCAGUGUUUUUUUAAACAGUAGCCCCACCAAAUGCACAAACACAACCUGAAAUCAUAUACUAAGCAAAUAAAUAACAGAUAGGAAACACAGCACUGCUACCCACCCUAACCUUGGUGAACAACUGAAUAGAUGUGGUGCAAGGGGAUGAGGUCCCCUAGGGCAUGUGGACAUGCCCAGUGCACACACUGGCCUGCCCUUGGACGGUCAUCAGAGCCCUCCAAAGAUUAACCAGUUGUGACUGGAGAAGCUAUGCCUGUCAUGAGUUGAAGUGUCAGGUACUAGCUUCUUAAACACUGAUACUUACUUAGGGCCAGUCAGAUUGGCAUAUCCCCCUCCCCCUGGGCACGUCCACUUUCCUCUUACUGGUAAAAGACAGACAUAGCCUUUUUAAAAAAAAUUCUUCUUGUUGUUUAUUCAGCAACACUGCUGCUUUUAAUUCCACCCCUCCUUUGUUUAUUCAUUUAUUACAUUUUAUAUUUAUACACCCCAUAGCCCAAGCUCUCCUGGCUUUUCCUCUUCAGUGUAGUCAGGCAGGCUUUCAUUGUGGUUCAACUCCUUAUUGUUCUUGUUGUUGUUAUUAUUAUUGCUAUUAAUAUUAAUUAGUACUGCCAUUAUUAACGUUA